AUGAUGAAUUUACUUAGAGAUAGUAAAGGCAGCGAUGAAGAGAGUAAAGAAAAUCUAAGUUUGCCAAAAGACAUGAUAUACGAUAUCAUGCUUCGUCUUCCCGGAAAAUCCAUCUUCAGAUUCAAGUGCGUGUCCAAGACACUUAACACUUCAAUACUCUCCGACCCUUUAUUCAUUCACAACUAUUUCACUCCAAAACUCCAACAAAAACAACUAAAAAAACCGACCCUGCUAGGCUUUUUCUACAGAGUCCACAAUCCUCAAAACCUCAAUCACUGUGUGGACCAAUGUUACAAGGAUCCAGAGGUCUCUUUCGAACCCAUGUGUCAUCAAGGUGUGCCUAUAGCAUCCCGUAGUUUUAAACAAGGUCUAGGCAAUUUCAUUGCUUCUUCCAAUGGUCUCGUUCUCUAUGGUAACCAUCCCAUGAACUAUUAUGUGUGCAACCCUGUUACUAAUACUUGGUUUGCACUUCCUCCACCCAUACAUACUGAUGACUAUUACACUGAAGUUCCUCAUAAUGUGUAUGCCAGUGAUGACACGAUAAAGAACUUAGUUGGAUUUUAUUGCCAAGAAGAAGAUGAACAAUUAUCGCACCAUGAUAUCGACGUAGAUGCUAUUACUAAUUACAUACGUCAAAGUUACAAGGUGGUACGGUUUUUUGUGAAGCAAGCUAUUAACAAUGACUGGGAAAUGGUGGUGAAGAUUUACUCUUCUGAUACUGGAAUCUGGAAAGAAUCCAAGCUUGACUAUUUUGGAAUGCCGCUAUAUCAUGUACUAGCUAUGAGCUCAUAUAGCAUCUCUAUACGUGGGGUCUUCUUUUGUUCAACAACCAUUUCAACAGGAAUGCUGAUUUUCGCCUACGUAUUUAACAUGGCGAAGGAUGGCCUCGACGUGUUGAUUGAGGGACCUUCUUCAUCACACAUUAAUGGAAAAGCCUAUGGGGCUAUUGGGGAGUCAGAUUUGGGGUUUCUUCAAUGUGUUGUAGGCCAUGAUGAAAGAUUUGAGGUAUACAUGUUGAAACAGAAACUGCAUAAUUAUUUUGACAAGGAAUGUUACCCUUUUGUCUACAGGUCAGAAUGGACAUUGAGGCGUAGAGUGAGUACUAAUGCUAUUACUAACACUCUGUCUCCAUCCAAAAGAGGAACUUUUCCUGUUGCAUUCCAUGCUCAGAAUUCGCAUAUUUUGUAUCUCAGAAUAGGGAAUCAGAUCAUUUGCAUUGAUAUGCAAAGUGGGAGACUGGAUUUUGUCCCUUACGAUCAUUCCCAUGGCUUGAUUUGCUGUUCCUGUUGCUAUUUGUUGGAGCCCUUUUUUCAUAACCUGGAGUCAUGGCCUUUGUCCCCUUUGCCUCGGCAAAAUUGA
Quercus robur (English oak) is the source of this 1359-nucleotide messenger RNA. Its product is annotated as F-box protein At5g03970-like. The record is from RefSeq and is a predicted model, not a curated record. NCBI's taxonomy places the organism in Eukaryota, Viridiplantae, Streptophyta, Magnoliopsida, Fagales, Fagaceae. The transcript has a single exon. The coding region runs from base 1 to 1359 and encodes 452 amino acids. Gene Ontology annotation, molecular function: protein binding.